AUGGCGCCACGGGCUGCCACCGUCCUGCUCUGCACCGCGCUAAUCUGCCUCUCGGCGACGCACUCCCUCGCGCAGGCGCCCGCCCCGGCCGGCAACGCCCCGCCCAAGUCGCCCAACGCGACGCCGGCCCCCGCGGCGGCCGCGGCCACGCCCACUGCCUCCCCCGCCCCGCCCGCCGCCGACGCGUCCGCGCCACCCACUACCACCCCGUCUGCCCCGGCUACUCCAGCGCCGACCACCACUCCCACAACACAGGCACCGGUGAAGGCCCCGGCCGCUCCCGCGCCGACCACCACCCCCGCCGCACCAGCGCCGGUCCUCAAGGCACCCGCAACCCCGGCUCCCGCUGCCGCGCCGCCCACCACUCCAGUAGCCACCACCGCGCCGGUCAAGGCCCCAGCCACCCCUGCGCCCGCGGCCGCGCCGAUCACCGCUCCAGUCACUCCCGCCCCCGUCACUGCCCCCGCCGCGGCUCCUCCCACUCCCAAGCCCAAGGCCAACUCCCCCGCGGCCGCACCACCCGCCAAGGCCACCGCCCCCGCUCCAGCAGCGCUCCCUCCCACCGUCGAGGCACCUGCAGCCGCCGCGCCAACACUCAUCCCCGAGGUGCCUUCCGCCGCGCCAGCCCCAUUGACCAAGCCCACCGACGCCCCCGCGCCGGCGCCGUCCAAGAAGAAGCGCUCGUCCAAGAAGAAGACGAAGGCGCCCGCGCCCGCCCCGGUCGCCGCGGCCCCCGUGAAAGCCAAGGCCGUGGCGCCUACCACCGCCGAGGCCGCCGCGGCUCCCGGGCCCAGCGGCGACUCCACCGCCGCCGACACCGCGAGUGCCCCGGCGAGGAGCACCGGGAUGGCGGCCGCCGUGAUCGUGGCGGCGCUCGGCGCAGCGGCGAUGCUCACCUAGACCGACGGUCCCCGUCGAUCGGGCCGUGAUGAUGCGCGCGUCGGCCAUGUCACCCUUUUUCUCUUUUCGUUUUGUGUAUGUAAUUAUUUACGAGGGGUGAUGGGUUUGGGUCCUUUUCUUUCCUGCGUGCAGUAGAGCUCACAUUGUCGGGAUUCUUUUCCUUUGCUUUGUGUUGAGAGAGACGGGAGAGAGGUCAGAGUGUCACGGAUGAUAUGUACGAGAGACAGAUGAGAGGGAGAGGGGACGCUGCCUGUGUAUUAUUGUUAAUUUUAUUCACAUAUAUAACGUAUUUAUAUCACAGUUACCAUUACGUUUU
Molecule: messenger RNA, 1216 nt
Organism: Triticum dicoccoides
Lineage: Eukaryota; Viridiplantae; Streptophyta; Magnoliopsida; Poales; Poaceae
Product: predicted GPI-anchored protein 58
Exons: 3
Coding region: 1-900 (299 amino acids)
Cellular component (GO): plasma membrane
Source: RefSeq, a predicted model, not a curated record